AAGCUUAUUCUCUCUUGCUAUCUUCUCUUCUCCUCCUUUUUUGAGCUCUCUAGCUAGAACUCAGAGAGAGAGAUCAAAAAUUUAGGAAAAAGGUUAGAGAGGGAAGAUGAGUUGCAACGGUUGUCGAGCUCUGAGGAAGGGAUGCAGCCAGUCUUGCAUCCUAAGGCCGUGUUUGGAUUGGAUUGAAAGCCCUCAGGCCCAAAUUAACGCCACCCUCUUCGUCUCCAAAUUCUUCGGCCGAAGCGAUCUCAUGUGUUUCAUUGCCACCGUGCCCGAAAAAAAUCGGCCUGAUCUCUUUCAGUCUCUGUUGUUCGAAGCCUGCGGUCGAACCGUGAAUCCGGUGAACGGAGUCCUUGGUCUACUCUCCACCGGCAACUGGCACAUAUGCCAGAUGGCCGUCAAGACGGUUCUUUCCGGCGGCACUCUGCGGCCGAUGGGUGCCGGAAUUCCAACCCCGCAGACCUGCGAACUAGCAUCCGAUGAUUUUCGCGCGACUCGGAAAUGGUACGACAUUGACAAUACCAAACAAUCCGACCUAGAGAAGAAUGAGAUGACAAUAUCCUUCAAUUCAGACUCGGAAGAAUCAGCUGGGUCGAUGAUCAGCUUCGACGGCGGCGAUUACGAGGUCAAGACUAGUCUGGGAGGAGAAGAACCGAAGCUGUUGAACCUUUUUGUAUGAUCAGAUAACCGAAUUAGUAUUAGGAUUUACGGCGACUUGAAUAGUAAUCGGUUCAAGUGUUUUUGUUGUAGUAAUGUGGAGUAGUGCUUUUUGGUUGAAUAAAAGAUGAACUUCUUUUGAUA
Rhododendron vialii is the source of this 801-nucleotide messenger RNA. RefSeq names its product LOB domain-containing protein 39-like. Bases 107 to 679 code for a protein of 190 amino acids. Gene Ontology annotation, biological process: regulation of gene expression. The record is from RefSeq and is a predicted model, not a curated record. The transcript is spliced from 2 exons. NCBI's taxonomy places the organism in Eukaryota, Viridiplantae, Streptophyta, Magnoliopsida, Ericales, Ericaceae.